GCCAUGGAGGCAGAUAUUGCAGUUCAAAUUCUUACUCAAAAUAAAACAUUUGUAGAAGAAAAUGUUGAAAUAAAAACAUUAAUUGGUGACGAAGAUUCGUGCACUAUUGCUAAUUUACGCAGGGCAUCUGAUCAUGCAAUUGACAAGUGGACGGAUAUCAAUCAUGCAACAAGAAAAAUUUCAAAACUUUUGUAUGCUGUUAAAAAAAUUCCAAAAGCUGCAAUUGAGUAUUUAAUAUAUUGUUUUAAUAGUGCUCUUCGAGGUAAUGACGGUAACGUUGAAUUGACAAAGGCAGCAAUAUUAAAUAUUGUACCACAUGCUUUCGGGGAACACGAUGCAUGUGGUUUAUGGUGUAACUAUGCAAGUGAUCCUGAAGGUUUUAAACAUAAAUAUCUUCCAGGUGGUAAGCCUUUAACUGGUGAUGAGUUAAAAGCUAGUAUCACGCCAAUUUUUAAACAAGCCGCAGAUAAUGCAGAAAAGUUAGCUCCACGCGGAUCAAGUCAGAUUAAUGAAAACUGUAAUGCUGUGAUAACGACUAAAGCAACAAAAGCAAAACACUACAGUGAUUCUAGUUCCAGUGAUUUUCGUGUAGCUGCAGGUAUAAGUCAAGUAAACUUGGGCACAAGUUAUUUAAAUACAGUAAAUACCAAAUUAGGCUUAUCUCCAAUGAAAGCUAACUCAUUGCUUUUUCGAAAAAAUCGAGAUGAAAGAAGAAAAAAAAGAAAUGCCCUCAUUAAAACUAAAGAAUUCAAGAAAAAACGCCGUGCCCUUUUUCGAAAUCGACAGAAAUCAAAUGCAUCCGCUGAAGCUCGUGAAGGUAUUACUUAUCAAAGUAACAGUGAAAUAAGUGCUAGUCUUGAAUUAAAUGAAAAAUUCAUCUCUAGCAAUGCUCUAACCGUUGAUGGAAGCACAAAACUUGUCAUCUUUGAUAUUGAGACUACCGGAUUAAAAUUAACUGACCAGAUAGUUCAAAUCGCUGCACAAUGUCAUGAUAAAAAAUAUAAUGCAUAUAUAAUGCCAUCUUGUAACUUUUCGGCUGAAACAUCUAAAAUUACCGGACUCACUGUAAUGUAUGAUCAACUACAUAAAAAUGCUGUUCACAUACAAACAGUUUCACCAAAGCGUGCUAUUACUGAAUUAAUUGCAUUUUUUAAAUCUAUCAGUUCUACUGUCGUGUUAGCAGCUCACAAUGGACUCAGGUUUGAUGUACCUAGGAUUCUAAUUUUUGUACAACAAGUUAAUUUGCUGGAAAAGUUUCAAUGUAUUGUGAUAGGUUUUACGGAUACAUUAAAUUUUUUAAAAAAGCAUUUAAAUGAGAGGCGUAAUUAAAAAAAAAGUUUCGCUCAAUCUGCUUUGGCUGAAGAUUAUCUAGGUUCA
Molecule: messenger RNA, 1377 nt
Organism: Cotesia glomerata
Lineage: Eukaryota; Metazoa; Arthropoda; Insecta; Hymenoptera; Braconidae
Exons: 1
Coding region: 4-1329 (441 amino acids)
Biological process (GO): DNA catabolic process
Cellular component (GO): cytoplasm
Molecular function (GO): 3'-5'-DNA exonuclease activity; nucleic acid binding
Source: RefSeq, a predicted model, not a curated record